UCUAGACAUCAUGGGCCAGCCCAUUAACCCGCAGUGCCGGAUCUAUCCUGAGGAGAUGAUCCAGACUGGAAUAUCCGCCAUCGACGGGAUGAACAGUAUCGCCCGGGGGCAGAAGAUCCCCAUCUUCUCUGCCGCGGGUCUCCCACACAAUGAAAUUGCAGCGCAGAUCUGUCGUCAGGCAGGGCUGGUGAAGAAGUCCAAAGACGUGAUGGAUUACAGUGAGGAGAACUUUGCCAUUGUGUUUGCUGCUAUGGGGGUUAACAUGGAAACUGCCAGAUUUUUCAAGUCGGACUUUGAGGAAAAUGGCUCCAUGGACAACGUGUGUCUCUUCCUGAACCUAGCCAACGACCCCACGAUUGAACGCAUCAUCACUCCGCGCCUGGCACUCACCGCCGCCGAGUUCCUGGCCUAUCAGUGUGAGAAGCACGUGCUGGUCAUCCUGACGGACAUGAGCUCAUAUGCAGAGGCUCUCCGGGAGGUGUCCGCGGCCCGUGAGGAGGUUCCGGGACGUAGGGGCUUCCCGGGGUACAUGUACACGGAUUUGGCCACCAUCUACGAGCGGGCGGGGCGCGUGGAGGGCCGGGGCGGGUCUAUCACACAGAUACCCAUCCUCACCAUGCCCAAUGACGACAUCACCCACCCCAUCCCGGAUCUGACGGGCUACAUCACAGAGGGGCAGAUCUACGUGGAGAGGCAGCUGCACAACAGACAGAUCUACCCUCCCAUCAAUGUCCUCCCAUCUCUGUCCCGGUUGAUGAAGUCUGCCAUCGGGGAGGGAAUGACCCGGAAAGACCACUCUGACGUGUCCAACCAGCUGUACGCCUGCUACGCCAUCGGGAAGGAUGUCCAGGCCAUGAAGGCCGUGGUGGGGGAGGAGGCCCUGACCUCCGAUGACCUCCUGUUUCUGGAGUUCCUGCAGAAGUUUGAGAGGAACUUCAUUGCCCAGGGAGCCUAUGAGAACCGCACCGUGUACGAGACCCUGGACAUCGGCUGGCAGCUGCUGAGAAUCUUCCCCAAGGAGAUGCUGAAGAGAAUCCCGCAGACCAUCCUAGCCGAGUUUUACCCUCGAGACUCCAAACAUUAACUCCUCCCCUUCCCUCUCCUCACACCACACCCCCCUGCCCCUCAGACAUCAAUCAGUAUCAUUAACUCCUCCCCCUCUCCCAUCCUGCCAAUCGUCCCUUGUUCUAGGACAGGGACCUUUGCCACCUUCUCUGGUACACCUCCUUAGGGUUAGUGUUCUAUCCACAACAACCUCAACUAUUCAAUAUUCAAGAUUCAAGCUACUUUAUUUGUCACAUGCUCAUACAAAUAUGUACAGUGAAAUGUUACACCCCUCCCUGGUCUUACACCCUCUAUAUACCCUCUAUACCCACCUAUAUUUAAUACUAGAAAAUUAAAUAUUAUAUACAUAUUAAACAUGCCCUUCUAGUCACACCCACCCUUGUUGCUCAACUCAAGACUCAUGCCCG
Molecule: messenger RNA, 1472 nt
Organism: Conger conger (European conger)
Lineage: Eukaryota; Metazoa; Chordata; Actinopteri; Anguilliformes; Congridae
Product: V-type proton ATPase subunit B
Exons: 10
Coding region: 11-1084 (357 amino acids)
Molecular function (GO): ATP binding
Source: RefSeq, a predicted model, not a curated record